AUGAAGUGCGACUCAUCAGAAUGAAAAGUGCGAUUACGUACUGUUGAGUUAAUUAGAUUUUAAAACAAUUUCUCUUAAUCAAAACCACUUGAAUAUAGUGUCUAUUGGUAGAUAACAAUUUGUGUCAUCUUAAAUGUUAUGAAUUUGCACUGCAAAAUUUGAAAUGGUGAAUAAAAAUUGAGUUGAAAAAUUUGCUUAUCUGGCUUGUACCGUUUGUCGCUGUGUCGCGCUACUAGAAGAUUGCUGUGUGAAACGGAGGGUGAUUAAAGAGCGCUUUAUGAGGGUGUAGUGGUGAAAAACGAUAAAGAAGCGCUACGUUGACAGUCCUGAACGACGACUAUAAACAAACAAUUCAAUUUUAAAAUGUCGGAAAGAUAUACACAUCAACUGCUGAAGGUUGUGGUUGCCCAGGUAUGUCAAACCAUCGGCUGGCACUCAAUCCAGUCGACACCGCUGGAACUGUUGAUGGAUAUACUGGAUCAGUACCUUAAGGAUAUAACUCGAUUAACUCAUCGUUACUCGGAGCUGUACAAUAGAACCGAUCCCAACUUGGAUGAUGUAGCCUUGGCUUACCGAGACAUUGGAAUAAAUUUGGGUGAUCUGCAAGAAUACCUGCAAUUUGUAGAUCCGAUUGCGCGGCCAUUCGAAGUUCCAAAGUAUCCGUUACCCAAGGAAACUCACUUGAAUUUUAUGAAGCCUGGUAGUAAGGAGGUCCUUACCAGGCCGGUGCACAUCCCCGAGCAUAUGCCUCCAAUGUUAGUGGAUUCGGAAGAAGAACAGGAGGAAGCCAAUCGGCGUCAACUUUUACGAGCACAGAUGCUCGAAGAAGAGCAAGAGGAACAAGCUACUAUAGAGGAUCUCAAGCCAGACGUUGAAGAGUUUGUUGAGAAAUUCGAAGAAGUAGGUGCAGAAGAGGUUGCGAUAUUGGAACCUGGUUCAAACGAAGAGAUCGUUACAUUCAAGCGGCCGCCUGAGUUUGGGUCUGAAGGAGGACUUGAAACGAGGAAAACUCGAGCACAAACUGAUGAAGGCAGACCAACGAGGGAAAUUAGCAGUGUCAUUAUGACAACAUCGGGAUUUAUUUCGCCGGCUCGGGAGGGAAAGUUGCCUGAUUCGAAGGUACCCGAAAUACCGGAAGAGAAACCCAAGCCUCCACCUCCUCCACCACCGCCUAUUCCGGUGACUAGUGCUUUGCCAUUGUCUAAAAUGGAUGACAAGUUUACGAAAAAAGGUCGAAAGAAACCGGUUGAAAGAGAAAAGCGGAAAGAUAAAAAGUUGGAUAAGAAAAAAGAUGGCGGCGACAAAGAACCUGUCAGUAGGCCAGUGACUCCAGCAGCUACUCCUGUAGUCGAUGUAAAACCAUCCGUUGCCGAGAUUGAAGAUAUUAAACCAGUUCUGGUUAGUCCUGAACCUCCACCAGAGCCCCCCCUUCCUGUACCGGAUGUUAAACCACCGGAACCAUUGAUGCCCCUUCCGGCAGUAGAGAAACUAGCACCGCCUGUAAUGCCCGUGAAAACGGCUGAGAAAGUGAAAAAAGAGAAGAUUCCAAGAAAAAAACGGCAACAAUUACCGAAACAAAAAUCCUCGGUUGCGGCAACGCCUAUGACUCCAGUCAUGGAUGUCGGGGGAAUGUUUUCUCCUCAGAAUACUCCCCAGUUAUUGAAUCAAAUUACUCCGCCAAAGCCUCCGAAACCGAAACGUCCCAAGCUUACCAAGAAGCAAAUACAGCAGCAGUACAUGGAACAAUUGCAACAAUUCCAAGCGCCCCUUAAUGCCCAAAGUAUCCUUGAUAUGUUUUCACCGGGGAAGAAACCUCUGCCAGGACUAUUCCAGCCAUCAGUUUUUCCUCCCCAACAGCAGUCGUCGAUGCAGAAACCAAAUUUCCCGGACAGUCCCGCUCAAACUCAGUUGGACAUUUUGCAAAAACUCCAUCCUAGUUUGGAGAUAACACCAUCACCCGGUCCGUCUACGGCGGGACCUGGUCUACACAACACUUCUCCCGACAAACACAAACUAAACAUUUUCAAGAAGGUGGCCAAAAAAGAACCAUCCCCCACGACAUCCGCCCAGGGUCCAAUAAUUAUCAUCGAUGAUGAUAAAAGUCCCCCACACCAGGCACAAUUUCCAACCACGCCAAUGGCGAAAAGACGACUCCCGAAAGCGUCCGGUGGUGGCUUCCCGUUUCAGGAUACUCUUUCUUCCCCUGAUCUACCGUUUAACAUCAGCAUGAAUUCCGGUGAUCAUUCGGGCGUUGGACUAAUGUCAUCGUUUUCCCGCGAGUUUUCGCCCCCGAAAACUCCUUCCAAUAUGCCAAAAACUCCGGACAUAAAACUACAGUCUAGUUCCAGUUCCAGUGCCUCUUGGAUGAGCGAUUCUGGCAAAUUGACGACUGGACCAGGACCCCUUUUCGGUGAGUUCCCAAACUUUGGCUUGCCUGCUCCGAAGGAUGAGAAAAAGAAAAGACAGCGGCAAAGACAGCCAAGAGCUCCGAAUCCGAAAAAAGCAAAGAAUGCCCAGCUGAUGAAUGAGUUGAAUCUAUUGCAACAGUUUCAACAGCAGCAGUCAUCUCAGCAACAGUUGCCUCCAGUUUCGGCAUCCCCAAUCGACAAGAAACCACUCCAAGAUGCAGUGUCAUCUUACGCAAAACUGUUGAACCAAGCAAUGCCACCAGCAUUCCUGUCCUCUCAGGUACGGAAUCCGAUGUUUGGAAUGUUUCCGCUGCCAUCCGGUCCAGGGCUUAUUCCAGAGAAUCCACUCUUCAAUUCGUUUCCCGGUCAACCAUCGUUUCUUCCGUCUGGCCCCUUUGGAAUACCACCGAUGCCACCCCGUUUCGAUAUAGGCAAUCUGUUGCGCUAUCCACGUCCCCCGAAAGUCCAAACAAUGGACAACUACGACAACCUGGAUCCGGAAACGAAGUUAGCUCAUACGCCACUGGACCUGCAGAAAAGCACCUGCAACGUUGCUCCUCUCGUUCCACCAUCACUCCAAAUUGAACCAAUGUCCUCUAAAUCAUCUGGCACAAGCCGUAAACAAAUGUCCCCAGCAGUCAAGAAUACCGCUCUACAGCAACAUCAUCCGGUUCAACCACCUCCACAGGAACACUCCUUGAACCUUUCCACCAAAUCCACUAUUCUCGCUAACCAAACGACGGUCCAAAAAUCUCCCAUCAUCAAAACAAUUCUACCCGAUACCCGCCAACAGCCGAUGACCGUUCAGCCACCGGCACAAAAACCGGACCCGACUCCACCAUCGCAAGUUGUACCGAUGUUGAACAUCGCUCCACAACAGCUAGCAGCGUCGAUUCCUACUGUUCUACCCAUCACACCGGGUGAAACUAUCGUAAUUGGGUCGGAUUCCGAUACCAACAGUCAGUCGACGGUGACGAUGGCGGCCAUGGGCCCUGACGACGGUAGCAAAAAGGACAAAAUGGAAAAACGUAAAAAUAAGGAACACAAGAAAGAUCGGAAGCUAAAAGAGGGCAAAAUCAAGAAGAAGAAGGACAAAAAAGAUAAAAACAAAAGCAAGGAUCGUGACCGGGAGAGACCGAAGUCUUCACAUUCGUUCAAUCCUGAUGGACCGGUAGAGCCAUUUAGUCUCGAGACCGGUACCGUUCCGGGUGAGGAAGGUGCUCAACAGGACCUGCUGCGCAAGAAGGAGAAGAAAGAGAAAAAGAAGGAAAAACUUAAAAAGGAGAAACGGAAGGAGAAGGAACGCGUAUCGGCAGCCGUCUUUGAUUCUGUUUCCUUCUCUGCUGCUGGGAUCACCACUGCGACUAGUAGCUCGGAUCAGCGAGACCACAGCGACGGAUCGUCUGCAUCCGUACCGAAGUUAAUGCUGAAGCUAGGUUCCAGUGCAAAUCCGUCUCCACGAUCCAACACACCGGAAGUGACGACCAUUGAUACUGGGUUGAGCCGAGAGGAAAAACCAGAAUGCAAACGAGAAGCUUCACCAGAACUAGCACGUAUUUCGGCGCUAGUCACGAGACCCCCGAAGCUGAAGACUCCGAGUAACAAAACCAAAAUCAAGGACGAUGAUGGAGGAAAACCAUUCAAAUCGAUCGACCAUUUCGGUAAGACGGGUGGCAAACUAGAUAUGAGCUCUGAUAUUGCAGCCAAACCACGACCACGUGGAAUUCAGCCGCUACCAGAUUCCAUCGAUCUAUUUUCGGUAACUCCCACACACAAUCCUUCGUCCGGUCUAUCGAACAAACCUGCAUCGCAAUCAGGAUCAGCCUCAUCGACAUCAACGAUUAUUGCCGGCUUAGGGGCAUCCCUUGGCGAUGUAAUACCACAUUCUUCGAAGAAACCACCAAAAGAACCGAAGGCCAAAUCUCAUGGCAACAUGAGCAGUAGCUCAGUUUCGGUCAGUCUUGGCGUAACGAUUCCGGUUCCACUCAGUGCAUCGGUUAACGUUAAGGAUGCGGAUGGAAAUGUGGUGUGGAUUUGUCCUGCCUGUGGCCGCGUUGACGAUGGUACACCGAUGAUCGGUUGCGAUGGUUGUGACGCAUGGUACCACUGGGUUUGCGUUGGCAUUCAGGUUCCACCCGAUUCAAACGAGGACUGGUACUGUCGGGUGUGCAUCGGCAAGAAGCAGGAAUCGCAUGGCGAUGAAAAACAGCGAAAGCGAAAGAAAAAGGACAAACGGAAUCCCAAAGAAUGAAGUUUGUUUUCUACAUGUAUCAUAGGAAGUAAUUGCACUCCCCGCUGAUUGUAAAGCUGUUAUCAAAUUGAUGUAUAAACUUGCGCUAAGCACUGUUUGCGCUACAUGUGGCACUCGAAAGUCAAUAAAACAAACAGUUGAUGGA
Malaya genurostris is the source of this 4804-nucleotide messenger RNA. RefSeq names its product transcription initiation factor TFIID subunit 3-like. The transcript is spliced from 3 exons. Gene Ontology annotation, molecular function: protein heterodimerization activity. The coding region runs from base 364 to 4659 and encodes 1431 amino acids. The record is from RefSeq and is a predicted model, not a curated record. Lineage: Eukaryota; Metazoa; Arthropoda; Insecta; Diptera; Culicidae. Gene Ontology annotation, cellular component: transcription factor TFIID complex.